Molecule: messenger RNA, 645 nt
Organism: Drepanopeziza brunnea f. sp. 'multigermtubi' MB_m1
Lineage: Eukaryota; Fungi; Ascomycota; Leotiomycetes; Helotiales; Drepanopezizaceae
Source: RefSeq, a predicted model, not a curated record
AUGUUACGAACGAAGUCUAUCUUGGCGACCUUGCUAGCCUUGAACUUUCUCUUCGACGGAGCCUACGGGGUUCUCGGAAUGUUCCAGCAAAAGAGAGCCAUCGGCUAUGCCACCAUUCCCGAAGAAGUGGCUCUGCGCAUCAAUGAAGAUAACAAGCUACUUGAAGUACCAUCCGGAUCAAAGACUCAAUUAGGACCUGGUCUUUACCUGGUAAACCAUUUUCGUCGCUUGACGCCUAAAAAAGGGGAUUGGUAUUGUGCUGUCAAAGCGGAUGCGGAAAAGGUACAAUCUAUCAGCAAAGUCUACAUCCCGAAAUCUUAUGUUGCACACCCUCGGAAAAGGCCACAACCAUUAUGGUACGCAGGCGAAGAUGUCAUCAUGGAUUACCUCAUGACGUUAGAAUUGAUGAACGAGCCCCGGCCUUCCCAAGCGCUGCGCUUCUCGUGGGUUUCGGAUAAGUAUGCGCAGAUGCAAAUGCUUAUCCCAGAUAGCGCGAUAGAUAAUCAGGAGGCUUUGGAACUGUGGGCCGAAUGCUUUGAGACGGAAGAAGAGCUAACACAUUUUGCGCAAGAUGAAGACUUCAUCAAUUGGGAGAAUAAGGAAGAAUGGAAUAUCAUGGGAGAUCGUGGACUACCGGAGCUCUGA